AUGGGAAGUAACAGCACCAACAGCACAAGAGCAAAGUGCACUGAUCUUCAAAUGCCAUUUCAGUACUCCCUGUAUGAAGCUACUUAUAUCCUUAUAUUCAUACCUGGUUUUCUGGCCAACACUGUGACCUUGUGGGUUCUGCGUCACUUCAUUAACAAGAAAAAUAAAGCCAUCUCUGUGGCUGAGCUUGCACAUGUGUUGUCCUUACCCUUCUGGAUUUACUAUUACAUCAGCCACCACUGGCCUUUCCAGGGACCCCUUGGCCUAGUGUGCUUCUAUCUGAAGUAUCUCAACAUAUAUGCCAACAUUUGCUUCCUGACAUGCAUCAGCCUUCAGAGGUGCUUCUCCCUCAAGAGCUUCAGAGCCGGAGACUGGAAGCGUAGGUAUGACGUGGGCAUCAGUGCUGCCAUCUGGGUCAUCAUGGGGACUGCUUGUUUACCAUUUCCCAUUCUGAGAAGCACUGGCUUAGGCAACAACACCGAAUACUGCUUUGCUGCCUUAGGUCUUCAGCACAUUAACAUGACUUCCUCCCUUGGCAUAGUGACUGUAGCUGAACUUGGAGGGUUUCUAUUACCCUUUAUAAUUAUUACUUAUUUCACAUGGAAAACAAGAAAAUCUUUACAGGAAUUCCAAGUUCCCCCUAGGAAUACCAAAGAGAGGAAAAAGGCUUUGAGGAUGGUCCUGAUGUGUGAAAUGGUGUUCCUUGUGUGUUUCACUCCUUACCAUCUCAACUUCCCAUUCUUUAUGAUGGUGAAGGAACAUGUCUUUUUGAACUGCUCUUUUAUUAAGAGCACUCUCUGUUUCUACAUUAUUUCCCUGUCUCUUGCAAAUCUGAAUUGUUGUCUUGAUCCAGUUGUAUAUUAUUUUAUGACCUCAAAAUUUCGUGAUCGAUUUUCAGAUCAUGGCAGCUUGGUUCUUCAGUCAUGUAUGAGAUGCAAUGACAGUACCUUAGAAAUUCAUCAGAGAAAGAAGGAUCUUCAAACUAUCUCUCUUGAUUGUUUCAAUGAUUCCAAGACAAUAUAA
This is a messenger RNA of Chlorocebus sabaeus (green monkey), 1023 nucleotides long. Its product is annotated as putative P2Y purinoceptor 10. Gene Ontology annotation, biological process: phospholipase C-activating G protein-coupled receptor signaling pathway; positive regulation of Rho protein signal transduction. The record is from RefSeq and is a predicted model, not a curated record. Gene Ontology annotation, cellular component: plasma membrane. Lineage: Eukaryota; Metazoa; Chordata; Mammalia; Primates; Cercopithecidae. Gene Ontology annotation, molecular function: G protein-coupled receptor activity.